AAAAGUGUUUCUAUUUUUAGUAAUGAAUCAUCUUGAUUGGGACAAACUAAAAAGGAAAGUGAGUCAUCUUCAAUGGGACGGAGGGAGUACUAUUCUAAGGAGCUCAAGAAUCAAGGAUUUACUUGCAAGUAAAAAUGGAAAUGAGGAUUUCUCCUUUACAAAAGUUGUUUCACAUUAGAGAGAGCUAAAAAGAGGAAAACAAGUGAGUUGAACUCCAAAUCUUUGAGGAUCUUAUCCACACUUUUCCUCGGUUAUCGUGCCCUCACUCCAUGCCAAGGGGUCAAAUUGUAGUCUCUAGAGAUAGCAUGAGUUGUCCUUCAACCCCGUCAAGGAAAUUCCAAAAAAUGGUUAGAUUUCUUCUUCAACAAAAACCAAGGAAAAAGGUUGUUCAUGAAAAAUAGUUAGAUUUCUUCUUCAACAAAAACCAAGGAAAAAGGUUGUUCAUGAAAAAGGUAAGUAGCCAUUUAAGAUCUUGCAAAGAGCCUCUGCAGUGAUAUCUCUCUUCCAAGAAUAAAUCCACAAUGAACUCAUCAAAUAAUGAGCUCCCCUGGACUUUCACAAUUGAGGCAUAGGAGCCUCCUUGCAAAUUCGAAAGUUGAGGGAACCUUUAUCUCAAAAUAGGAAGAUGAAUGAGCUGUUAGGGACAACCUCGGUCACUCUCAAUUUCACCAAAGUGGAAAUGGUGACAAGUGAAGCAAGAAAGAUGAGUUUAUCCUCAAACCCAAAUGAGAGGAAUCAUAUUCUCCUAAAUCACAAAUGAGAUGAUAGCUUUUCCAAGACUUGUACAAAGUAGGCAAGGAAGCCUAUUUAACAAGCUCAAAAGGAGGAGGAAUCUUUAACUCCCAAUGCCUGCCACAAAAAGACAAGGAAAUCAGCUAUAUAUACAGCCACCCUCUUUACCACUUAGAAACUUCUUGUCGAAGAGUAGCAAGGAGUAGGGGAGAAGCUGCAGAUAAUUGGAGUCUCAAGGACCCCAAUCCAAUAGCCUCCACACCAAGGUGGCGGGCGCCGACACGUUGUAGAAGCGUUGACCGAAAGGAAAAGGAGAAGAGAAUAAAUCGGAGAAAAACAGUCGGCGAAGAAUGCGCGUGAUGGUUAGCUAGAAAUCGAUAACAUCAUCGAUCUCAGAUCCAUCACACAAAUCCGAAAAAACAAAAAAAUGGAAAACGACGACGCGCAGUGCAAGGCAGGCGAGGGCGGGCGGUCGUUCCGCCUCCGCAGCCCGAGCCUGAACUCGGUGCGGCUGCGGCGCAUCUUCGACAUCUUCGACAAGAACAACGACAGCGUGAUCACCGUGGACGAGCUGGGCCAGGCCCUGGCACUCCUGGGCCUGCAGACAGACCAGGCCCAGCUCGACUCCAUGGUCCAGAGCUACGUCCAGCCUGGCAACACGGGCCUCUCCUUUGAUGACUUCCAGGCCCUCCACCGCUCGCUCGACGACGCCUUCUUCGGGCUGGCGGACGAGGCGGCCGAGGUCGACGAUAAGCAGGAGGAGUACGACCUCACCGAGGCCUUCAAGGUUUUUGAUGAGGACGGAGAUGGAUACAUCUCUGCCCAGGAGCUGCAGGUCGUGCUUAGCAAGCUCGGCCUGCAGGAGGGCACGGAGCUCGACCGGGUCGAGAUGAUGAUCUCGUCCGUCGAUAAGAACCACGACGGGCUGGUCGAUUUCUUAGAGUUUAAGGAUAUGAUGCGCAGCGUCAUUGUCCCUUCAUCCUAGAUUUCAUUUUGUUUUUUUUUUUUUGCUAAUAAUAAACUACUACUUAAUUUCUUCUUGUUGAUGGUUUAGUUAUGUGUUACUCUCUAUGUUUUGUGCAAUUGUUGGUAAUGGUAAUGCAAGGAAUAUGCAUCCAUUUCAUCUAUGUUGUAACUUGUAAGAGGCGUCACCUUAUUAAUUCGUAUA
Molecule: messenger RNA, 1900 nt
Organism: Salvia splendens (bonfire salvia)
Lineage: Eukaryota; Viridiplantae; Streptophyta; Magnoliopsida; Lamiales; Lamiaceae
Product: calcium-binding protein CAST
Exons: 2
Coding region: 1160-1717 (185 amino acids)
Molecular function (GO): calcium ion binding
Source: RefSeq, a predicted model, not a curated record